Malania oleifera is the source of this 731-nucleotide messenger RNA. RefSeq names its product large ribosomal subunit protein uL14x/uL14z/uL14y-like. Gene Ontology annotation, cellular component: ribosome; cytosolic large ribosomal subunit. NCBI's taxonomy places the organism in Eukaryota, Viridiplantae, Streptophyta, Magnoliopsida, Santalales, Ximeniaceae. Gene Ontology annotation, biological process: translation. The coding region runs from base 163 to 543 and encodes 126 amino acids. Gene Ontology annotation, molecular function: structural constituent of ribosome; large ribosomal subunit rRNA binding. The transcript has a single exon. The record is from RefSeq and is a predicted model, not a curated record.
GAGACCCCUUUUCAAACCCUCGCCAUCAUAAUUUACCCAACUCUUCAAUUUCACUAAUUAAUUUUGGCCUUUCACCUUUAGACGCACUUCAUUUCUUCCAACAUCACUCAGCUUUAAAUCCAUUUCUCCGUAAGAAGUUGAUCUUUUUGCCUGCAGGCCACAAUGUCGAAGCGAGGUCUGCCAGUCGCAGCGACUGUGAACUGUGCGGAUAACACUGGCGCUAAGAAUCUCUACAUUAUUUCGGUGAAGGGAAUCAAGGGCCGGUUGAAUCGGUUGCCUUCGGCGUGUGUUGGGGACAUGGUGAUGGCUACUGUGAAGAAAGGGAAGCCUGAUCCCCGUAAGAAGGUCAUGCCCGCAGUCAUUGUUCGCCAGCGCAAGCCAUGGCGCCGAAAGGAUGGCGUGUACAUGUACUCUGAAGAUAAGGCGGGUGUUAUCGUGAAUCCUAAAGGUGAAAUGAAAGGUUCUGCAAUAACUGGUCCAAUUGGUAAGGAGUGUGCUGAUUUAUGGCCAAGGAUUGCUAGCGCCGCCAAUGCAAUUGUCUAAGGGUAGUAGGUACGGUAUGCACAUAUAAAUUAUAGGUCACCAUUCAUGAGAAUUUCAGGGUAACAUGUUCAGACAUUUGGAUAUGGCAGGCUUCAGCUCCUGUCUGCGUGUGUUGGUCUUGAUUUUAUUUUCUUUGAUCACGGCUGCGAACCAUUUAAAAUAUUUAAAAAUUGUUGUACCUCUUUGUA